UUCAUCGCUGCUGUACUGAGCUGGAGGAGGGGGUUCCUUUCACCCUUGCAUACAUACCCUCUUGUGAUGUAAUCAAUCUAUUCUCCAAAAGCAACCCUUGAUUGCCAUUCACUGGGAGCGUCCUAACCAGAGAGUAAAAACCAGGGGGGUUAAGUGAAUUCUCUCCCCACUGUAACCGGACUGAAUCCUAAACAGAACUGCGAAACAGAAAGGCCAUUUUCCUACUAGGAUUCUAAGUGACGUGUGGCUGAACGCUUGCUGGCAGAAUUUGUUAUGGACCACUAAGUUGAGCAAAAUCGGAUCUGACAAGACCUUUUGCGUCUUGGAAAGGGUUGCAAUAUACGACGGAGAAGGACCGUGCCACUCAAUCACUGUAAAAAAAAAAAAGAGAGAGUGCAAGAGAGAGUGGCAGAGUGGGAGAGAGAGAGAGAGAGAGGAGAGAAACGUGUUUGUAAAAAGGGGAAGCAUUUUUGGUUGAUGGGAUGAAGCCAGCCAUGGAAACUGCAGCAGAAGAGAAUCCUGAGCAAAGCCAAGAGAAAAAAGGUUGUUUUGAGUGCUGCAUUAAGUGCCUGGGAGGAGUCCCGUACGCGUCCCUGGUCGCCACUAUCCUGUGCUUCUCGGGGGUGGCUUUGUUCUGCGGCUGUGGCCAUGUGGCACUGACUGGGACGGUCACUAUCCUGGAGACUCACUUCUCUAAGGUCACUACGGAUCAUGCGACCUUAACCGAUGUAGUACAGCUGAUGCAGUACAUCAUUUAUGGGAUCGCCUCGUUUUUCUUCUUGUACGGAAUCAUUCUCUUGGCAGAGGGUUUCUACACUACCAGCGCUGUGAAGGAGCUUCACAGUGAAUUCAAGACCACAGCCUGUGGACGAUGCAUCAGUGGAAUGUUUGUGUUCCUGACCUAUAUCCUUGGAGUUGCCUGGCUGGGAGUAUUUGGCUUCUCAGCUGUUCCUGUCUUCUUGUUCUAUAACAUGUGGUCGACGUGCGAAGCCAUGAGAUCUCCAGUAGCGAACCUGACUUCCAUAGACUCUAUUUGCGUGGAUGUUCGGCAGUAUGGUAUCAUUCCCUGGAGCGCAACCCCUGGCAAAGCCUGUGGUUCCAAUCUAGGAACAAUCUGCAACACCAGUGAGUUCUAUCUGUCUUACCACCUCUACAUUGUGGCGUGUGCUGGAGCAGGCGCGACUGUUAUUGCACUGAUCCACUUCCUCAUGAUUCUGUCAGCAAAUUGGGCCUACUUAAAGGACGCAAGUCACAUGCAUGCGUACCAAGACAUCAAAAUGAAGGAAGAGCAAGAACUACAAGACAUCCAGUCCCGAUCAAAGGAACGUCUCAAUUCUUACACAUAAGGAUAUAACAUAAUCGUCACUGACCAGCUAUAGUCAUUUGACAAGAAAAUACGCAGCUAUAACUUACAGACUGCUCCUUGCAGUACUAAUGUGGGUCCUCCUAACAAACUAAUGCAUAAGUGUUGCUUUCUGCACUAACUCUCCUGGAAAAGUUUGUAGGAACCUUCUUCUUCUUCUUGUGUUAUAUAUACAUUUUCUCUUUUUAAUAUUCAAAGUAUGCCAUUUUAAAUAUAACUGUUUCUGUCUACAUAGAACACCUUUACCCCUUUCUCAGCCGGUUUUUGCUGGUAAAGCUUGAAACAUUGCACUAUUUUUUACAUUUUAAAAAAGAAUGCACCUGUUUUUAAGUAACUUGUUCUUAAUUUAGCAGGUAUAACCGUGCUAAAGAAAAGGAAAACAGUGUAGCUUCUUUUGAGCUAAGUGGUUCUCCAUCUUUUAUUAAAGAUGCCAUUUUGAUUAUGCUUCACUCACAGUACAACACACGCGCCUUACAAAGCCACAGAUUCCGAAUAAAGAUAAUACAGAAAACUAGUGCAAUGUGUUAUUUCUAUGUGCACGAUUGUCUGUGAAUGUUUAGUCUUUAACAGAUUGAGAAUGCAAUGGUGAAACUCGAUGGCGCAUCAUUCCAUUAAAACAAAUGCAUGCUUUGCUUUUGAGAAAAAUCUAGUUCAAAUUAGCUUACUACUUGCUUAGCAUAAACAUAGAAAUUCUAGCAUUUUUGUUAUUUCUGUUUGAAAUCUGUCGCAUCUGAUAUAGUUUUCCUUCUUGAGGGCACCUUGGAUUCUUAAUUUAACUUCUAAUUUUCCAGUUUUGUUCCUCCAGUAACUUGACAGAAGGUUAGAGCUAACUUACUGUAUUGGUGAACAACAAGUUAAACAGUGACUGAAGCCCUUAAAGGAAAAACUACCUCAGGUAUAAAAUUGUGAAUUUCUGAAAUAAAGGAGAGACUUGUUUUUAAUUUGCCAAUUGACCUGGGAAAAUAUAUAAGGGAUACCAGUAAAGACAGCAAACUUUGCUAAAUAUGGCAAAAGCAGUUAACGUUUAUAUAAAGUACCAAAACUAAUAGCCUCUUGAUAAAUGUUUAUGUAGCCAAAAUGCUUAGAGGCUGAAUUUUGUCUAAACAUUUUAAGUGGCUUACAAGAUAUUUUGAAGCCAAACCCCUUUCAUAUAGAGCGAGUGCUGCAGUAUUUCAUUUGACAGGUUUUAAUAAGGUUGCAGCAGACAGAGGCCUUCUCCAGCCUCCCCAACAUGACACACAGUAGUGGGGCCUCAAACAGUGGUGCAUGGGCCAUGUUCCUGGUUAAAAACACUCAUUCUCAGGCCUCCUGAGCGCUUCAACCUGUGAAGGAAUCACUGUUUAAACAAGACCUGUCUGAGAUGAGGCUAUUAUCACACAAUUAGCAGGCAUUGCUUUAGUUGAGUGGCCUUGAGUCAGUCAGUGUUUCCUUGUGAGCAUGGGGUAACAUCUGGACUGAACUCUUCUCCUCAUGCCUGUAGCCUAGCAGAGGGAACACUGCCAGUGUGUGUCUUCAUCUCCCCUGCCCAGGCAUCAGGGCCACAGCAAUGAGCUGCUUAUUAACAGCUGCUUCCAAAUUGAGUGGGUUUGUAAAACAGUAGCUGGUAAUUCCAAAUAAAAAGAGAUUCCUUUAAAAAAAUCAUUUAAAUUAUUCAAAUGGACAAACAAUGCAUAUUUUUAAUACACAUGUCACUCUCAUAAUACAGCUAAACUAUGCCUUGAUUGUUUUUUUAUAUUUUAAUGGUAUGUAAACCUUUAUGUUAUAUUAAACAAAAUAUCCAAUUUGCAUAUAAGGGCAAGUUAUUGUUUUCUUUGUAAGCUGGGAUUGUGGUGUGAAAACGCUGGGUAUUCUUUCACCUCUACCAUUUCUCAGUUUUUACUGCUUAGCUGCUGUCUUAUCCCCAUCACAACAAGCACUAUGCAUUUCAGGAUAAAAGAAACUUGUGUUUUUUCAUCAAUUUUCAUGAUGUACCGUAAUCUGUUAUUACUGAUUACUGCUAAUCAAACAAAUACUAAUUUUGGAAGACCGUGAAAGUGGGAUGUGUGAAUGUUAAUACCCUACAACCACAGGUUCUGUGAUAUUUAAGUCCAGACCGAAGUAUACUUUACAGAAUUUUAUGGAUGUAUAUGAUGUAGAGCUGUUGCUAGUCAGAAAUAUGUUGGGCUUUAAAAAAAUACUGGUUUAAUUGCUUCUAUAUUUUGUUAUGAAAAUCUUGGUAUUAAAAUGUCAUUGUAUUUUAAAAAUACUCUGAAGAUGUAUGUCAAUAUUGUUCAGAUGUGCAAAGGUUUAAAUACUGACAAAAGUUACUGAUGUUCUGUUUUAUGUUUGGUAGAUGAGAUGUACUGGAAUAUUGUAGUGCUUAAUCAUUGUUGCAUGGAAGAGAGAACUAUUUCUACAUUGAUCCAGGUGAUGUGUAGUCAUUUGUAUUGACCCGCUAUGGUAGGCAGUGUUUGCCCAUUUCCAUUUUCUAACUUGGAACAAAAAUCCAUUGUAUGUGGAAGGCAUAGGAGUCCUUAGUUUUCAUAGAACCAUUUUUUAAGUAAAAGUAAUAAAAUCCUGUAUAGUACCAAUUUUGUAACCUAAUAGCAAACCAAUAUUUUCUAUGAGUGCCAAGGGCUUCCUUGUGGUUUUAUUCAAGUAGAUAUUAAAAUUUGUAGAUAAAACACUUUGAA
Messenger RNA from Lepisosteus oculatus (spotted gar), 4035 nucleotides. RefSeq names its product glycoprotein M6Bb (gene gpm6bb). NCBI's taxonomy places the organism in Eukaryota, Metazoa, Chordata, Actinopteri, Semionotiformes, Lepisosteidae. The record is from RefSeq and is a predicted model, not a curated record. Gene Ontology annotation, cellular component: plasma membrane. Gene Ontology annotation, biological process: neuron projection development.